Molecule: messenger RNA, 1215 nt
Organism: Lontra canadensis (Northern American river otter)
Lineage: Eukaryota; Metazoa; Chordata; Mammalia; Carnivora; Mustelidae
Product: translation initiation factor IF-2-like
Exons: 5
Coding region: 1-1215 (404 amino acids)
Source: RefSeq, a predicted model, not a curated record
AUGGUGAGUCAUUCUGGGCAGGAGGUCGGGCUCCAGGUUCUGGAGGUGAGCUCCAAAACUGGGCUGGCCCGGAGGGGCCGUGGAGCGUCUGGCCAGGGGCACGCGGGAUUCGAGGAUGUGGAGCUUGGGUCUGGAGCCUUUGGAAGGAAGAAGGCAAGAUGCAAAGCUCAGCAGAAGCCAGAGUCCUCCUGGCUGUCCUCAGGAGGUGUGACGUUGCCUGGAAAAAACAGCAGCAAGGUGGAACCAGGGCUUUCAGGGGGCAGGGGCCUCCCAGGGCUGAGCCAGAUCUCCCUUGGUCCCCAGCAGCCCUCAGGAGGGACGCUGGGCAAAGCCCUCCGGCCCCCAGGGCGGGGAGGGGUCCGGGCCCUCUCCCCAUCGCCCCGACCCCGGCCGGGAUUCCACCAGGCGCGCUCCGCGCUCGGUUCCGCGCCGGCGGACCGGACCCACCAGCAGCUGGCAGCCGCGGGCGAGCGCCGCCUUAACCCCUUCCUGCCGGGCCGCCGCGGGCCCGAGCGCAGCCCGGCUCUCUCGCCCUUGCGGGGUCCAUCUCCUCCACCCCCCACCCCAACAAAAACCCCGGAGCCCGAACUCUGGGGCGCCGGGGCUCCGCCGCAGCGCACAGCCCCGGGGAAGCGGAAAAGCCCUGCUCCGCCGCAAAGCGGUUUUGAAUCGGAACCGAAGAGGGGGAUGCAGGCCGGCGUCCCAAGUGGUUCGGGUCCUACCAACCGGCGCUAUUCACCGGACCCGGUUCUGCCGUCAGCUGCAUUUCCCAUCACCCGCAAUCGCCUCGCUGCGCCCUCCGCCCGCGCCGGCGCCAGCCCCCGUCGCCCGGCUGGGUCUCAGCCGGAGCCUGCCGCGCUGCAGGCUGCGCCGCCCAGUGCCCCGCAGCCCCUCCACGCGCCGCAGCCCGGGCAGGGGAAGCGGCACGCGCAGCCCCACGCCCCGACACCGAUUUACCCUUCCCGCUGGGCACCCGGGGCUUCCAUGUUCCUGGGUGACCGCGAGCGCCAGCGGAACGGCGGCGGCGGGCGGCAGGGGUGCGGGCGGCCAGCCGGGAGCCGGCUCUGCAGUCCCGCGGGCGGCGCGUACGGAGCGCCCGGCCGCCGCCCGCAGCCGCACCGCGCCGCACCGCGCCACGCAGCGCCGCACCUGGCCCGGCUGCGAACUCGAAUUAAAGGGGCCGGCGGGGACCAGAGCCGAGCAGGUGGCCGCUGA